Molecule: messenger RNA, 4027 nt
Organism: Chenopodium quinoa (quinoa)
Lineage: Eukaryota; Viridiplantae; Streptophyta; Magnoliopsida; Caryophyllales; Amaranthaceae
Product: putative disease resistance protein RGA3
Exons: 2
Coding region: 251-3088 (945 amino acids)
Biological process (GO): defense response to other organism
Molecular function (GO): ADP binding
Source: RefSeq, a predicted model, not a curated record
CAUAUUAUUGAAUUACACCACAUUUGACUAGAUCAAUUGAUAGAGACAGAUGCAAAUUCGUGGGAACUUAACAUUUGCUGUUCAAUACAUACAUUAUAUACGUGUGAGGUUAAUUUCUUACGAGACUAAUCCAUUCGAGCCGAGCUUGUUGUUAGCCUUUUGUUCAGCUCUAACCCAACCUAAAACUAGAUCAAUCACUUCUGAACUUAGCAUUAGAUUUAAGAGAUUCAGGUAAUCUUUUGACAUAGAAAUGGACAUUGGAACAGUGCUAUCUGUUGCUCAGACUGUGUUUGCGGCGCUGCAAUGUCCGGAGCUCAAAAAGAUGUGCUCAAUUCUUGGCUACAAAACCCAACUUGGUGACCUUCAAGUCACUGUCUCCGCCAUCAACACUGUGCUCCGCAAGGCAGAGGCCAAGCGCGAGCUUAAUGAUGAAGAACAGCUUUAUGUUGAGGACCUCAAGGAUGCAAUCUAUGAAGCAGAUGAUCUGUUGGAUGAGUUUGUUACACUGGUUGAGCAGAGGAAACUCACAGAGAGUGACAAGCUGGCGCAUUUCUUUUCUCUUUUUAACGAGUUAGGUGUUGCUUACAAGAUGUCUAGAGGGGUUGAGAAGAUUAGGCGGAAGUUGGAUGCUAUUGCUUACAACAAUCAGUUUAGAUUUAAGCUUGAUCCUGAGCCUACCAGGAAGAGGAGGCCCGAGAGCGAUUCUUGUGUGAAUGCAGUGGAUAUUAUUGGAAGAGAGGAUGACUUGGAGAAAAUCAUUGGUGUGCUGCUUGAUUCUAAUGUUCAGCAAGAUGUGUCUUUCAUUACUAUUGUGGGUAUUGGAGGGUUAGGCAAAACUGCCCUUGCUCAACUUGUCUACAACGAUCCAAGGGUCAAGAGCGCAUUUUCGUUGAGGUUGUGGACUUGUGUCUCUGAUCAAGAUAGAAAAGAAUUGGACUUAGAAGAUAUUCUUGGUAAUAUUCUGGCUUCAGUUACUGGCCAGAAGCAUGAGGGGUCAACCAUGGAUUGGGUGCAAGGACAGCUUCGAAAAACACUAGCAGAUCAUAAAUAUUUGCUUGUUUUAGAUGAUGUAUGGACUGAGAAUCGCAAUCAAUGGUGUGCUUUGGUUAAAUACUUCAUUGGAGGUCAAACGGGAAGUCGAAUAGUGGUGACCACACGUUCGCAAAAAACUGCAGCAAUUAUAGGAGAUAGUUCAAUGUAUAAGCUACAAGGCUUGUCAAAGGAGGAUUCAUGUUGUUUGUUUGAAAGGACAGCAUUUGGAUCAAAUCAAUCAAACCUCCCAGAUCAUGACUUAGUCGAGAUGGGGCGAGAGAUUGUUGAUUUAUGUGCUUGUGUCCCUCUUGCUAUAAGAGUGAUAGGUAGUCUGUUGUAUGGUCAAGACAAGAGUACUUGGAGGUCAUAUCAGAAGACGGGGUUAGCCAACAUCAGGGAGGGUGAAAACGAUAUUAUGCCCAUAUUGAAGUUGAGUUACCAUAAUCUUGAAUCUCCACUAAAGAGUUGCUUCAGUUAUUGCACAUUGUUUCCCAAGGAUUUUGAGAUAGGGAAAGAUAUGUUGAUAAGCCUUUGGAUGGCACAAGGCUAUAUUGUUCCAUUAGAUAAAAAUCAGAGCAUUGAAGAUGCUGGCGAGGAAUAUUUUUCGAUCUUGCUGAGAAGAUGUUUCUUCCAAGACAUCAGAAUAGACGCAUUUAAUGACAAAAUUACAUGUAAGAUACACGAUCUCAUGCAUGACAUGGCUCAAAGUGUCACUGAAAAGGAGAUCUAUGCAACAAAUACCAUUAGUGGCAACCUGGAUAAAAAAAUUCGCCAUCUAUCAGUUGCCAGUAGGAGGGAAUAUGGCAGAUAUUUCUUCAGUAAGAACCAUAUUCGUUCCUAUCUUCAUGUUGACCGAGGUGGUUUAUUAUUGAGCACGGUGGACCUGUUUUUCCUAGAGCCAUUAGUAGCAAAUUGUAUGUGCCUAAGGGUAUUAGACCUAAGUUGGUUAAAGAUCAAGAAAUUGCCAGGCUCCAUCGGUAAAUUGUUGCAUUUAAGGUAUUUUGAUCUCUCAUAUAAUGUUGAUUUGGAAAUGCUUCCUAAGUCAAUUACAAAACUAUAUAAUCUCCAAACUUUUUUAUUAACCGGGUGUGAGAAAUUGAAAGAGUUACCAAAAGAUUUGAGCAAAUUGGUUAAGCUCAGGGUUUUGGAUAUAGAUGAUUGCUACCAUCUGACUUAUAUGCCUCGGGGCUUGGGUAAGUUGAGUUGCCUUCAUAGGCUAAGUAACUUUAUAGUGGGGGGAAAAGGGAGUAAUUCAAGUUGGAAGCAAUGGUUUAGCGGGCUGGAAGAUCUAAAGGCUCUAGAGAAGCUGAAGGGUGAUCUUGAAAUCCAAAUCAGAUGGCCAAAGGAUGCUAAUAAUGCUGUUAAGGAAGACUAUAAGAGGGAUAGAUUAUACCUGAGGAGUAAGGAACAUCUCAAGGCCAUUUACUUUAAGUUCACUGAUGAGGAGGGGGGUGGAAGAGUUGAUGAUGUGAUAGCAGGAAGUUUGAUGGAAGAACUGCAGCCGCAUCCUAAUCUGAAAUGGUUAGAGGUGCAGGAAUACCAUGGUGCGAGAAUGCCUGAUUGGGCAACCCUUCUUCCAAAUCUUGUUCAACUUUGUCUUUUUCAUUGUGGGGAGUUGGAAUACCUGCCAUUCCUGGGAAACUUGCGUCAUUUGAAAGUCCUCAAACUUUUACGGUUGGAUAAGUUGGAGUACAUAGAAGUAAAUACUCCAUUGGCUAAUUCCAGCUUCAUGCCUGCGCCUCAAUUGGUGUGUGCAAAAGGACUAUCGUUCUUGCCCUCUCUCAAAUUACUAUGGUUAAACAAUCUGCCAGAGUUUAAAGGUUGGAGGAGAAUGGUAGUAGGUUUGGGAAAUCAACUUACAGAAUUUACUGUUGAUAACAGCAACAAGGCACAGUGGCAGUUAUUACCGAGUCUUUCGCAAUUGAAGUCAUUGGAGAUAAGAGGGUGCCCAAAGCUGACAUGUAUGCCUCUGUGUCCUGGGGUGGAUAACCUAUAUAUAUACAAGUCUAAUGAUAUACUAAAUGAGAACUAUAUACGCAAUGGGAUGAGAAAUUAGAAGAUGCUGCUCCAUAAAUUAGGAGCGUUCCUGUGCACAAUUCAGGGUGAUUGGCAUAAAUAAUGUGGCAUGGCUAAAAUUGUUGCCCAUGGAGGUGCUUUUCAUAGCUGCUCGCUUGGGCGUUUGCAUUAUACACUCUAUACAACCUUACGUUGCAGGGUUUGGUGCGUUUUUUUUGCCCAAUCUAAUAUUCUAAUGUGGUGGACAUGUAAUUUCAUAUGAUGGCAUUGCUUCUACGCUUCUACCUUUUCAACUGCAUAUCAUGGUAUGUGCCUCCUUGGGAUCAAUUGGCUGUGGAAAGCUAGUAAAAGGUGUUUUUUUUUUUAUAUAUUUUUUAGAUACUUUCUAAAUUUAUCUUCGUAUUUAAUUUUAGUUUUUAGCCGACUACUGUUUUAUGAACUGUUUGUUUUCUUUGGCUAAAGUUUUCUCAAAUGUUAAGUUUUUUUUUUACUCCAAUAUUUUAACCACUCAUUUAAAACAUUCUUGAAUUUUAUUGUCGGUUCUCUUUUAAAGUUUUAAAACACCUUUAAUUUUCUUAAAUGCUCUUUCAUUUGCUCACUUUACUCACCUUUUUUUUGAACUCUUUCUAAUGAUUAUUUUGUUAUGUCCUUUUCUUUUUAUCGAACGAUUCCUUAUGACGAUUCAUGUUAGCCGACCCUAAAUCAUUUUGGGGCUAAGACGACGUUGUAAUCAAACCAUAUACUUAUCUUUUGCUUCUAAUAUGAUGGCAUUGCUGAUAUGAUUUGGCUAAAUUUUGGUAACUUUCUUGGCAUUGCUUAUCUCUGUGUGUUUGUGUGUGCGCCGUGCGCGGGUUUUAAUUGUACAUGAAAUUUCGCCGUGGCGGGUUUUAAUUGUACAUGAAAUUUCUGGUGUGUGUGGGUUUUAAUUGUAUAGAAAAUUUCUGGUAACAAUUUUUUCCAAUACUAAUUGGAUGGUUUA